GGUACAGGCGCGUGCACCUAGAUCUAGGUGCACCUGAACCAAAACGCAGAAAAAUAAGAACAAAACGCAAAAACAUAAAAAAGCAAUAAAAAACAUAAAAGAACACAAAAACAUAAAAGAAAGAACAUCAAGAAUUAAACCAAAAGAACAAUAAGUAAAACAGGAAAGAACAAUAGCAUUGAAAACGCAGAAAAAUAAGAACAAAACGCAAAAACAUAAAAAAGCAAUAAAAAACAUAAAAGAACACAAAAACAUAAAAGAAAGAACAUCAAGAAUUAAACCAAAAGAACAAUAAGUAAAACAGGAAAGAACAAUAGCAUUGAAAACGCAGAAAAAUAAGAACAAAACGCAAAAACAUAAAAAAGCAAUAAAAAACAUAAAAGAACACAAAAACAUAAAAGAAAGAACAUCAAGAAUUAAACCAAAAGAACAAUAAGUAAAACAGGAAAGAACAAUAGCAUUGAAAACGCAGAAAAAUAAGAACAAAACGCAAAAACAUAAAAAAGCAACAAAAAACAUAAAAGAACACAAAAAUAUAAAAGAAAGAACAUCAAGAAUUAAACCAAAAGAACAAUAAGUAAAACAGGAAAGAACAAUAGCAUUGAAAACCAAAAAAGGUUAAAACAACAAAUAAAUAAAAACACGUAAAAGAACAAUAAGUAAAAACACGUAAAAGAACAUAAAACACUAAAAAGAAAGAACAUCAGCAAUUAAACGAAAGAACAAAUAGAAAAGAACAAUCAUAUUAAAAACCAAAAAGAUUAAAACACGUAAAAGAACAUAAUACACUAAAAUGAGAGAAGAUCAGAAAGUAAAGGAAAAGAACAAAAAGAAAAAAAGAAAAACACAAACAUAUUAAAAACCAGAAAGGUUAAAACAAGGAAAGAACGAUUUCUCUGCACUUUUAAAAAGAACAUGGCAAAUGCAACACCAGACGCACAAAAGAACAAAAGAACCAACGAAAAGAACAACAAAAACGUUAAAAAGUGAAAAAACCGCCAAACAGAAGUUUUUUAUUGAAAUAAUGAACGUGGCAAGAAAAAAACCGCAAAACAGAAGUUUUCCUAUGAAAACAUAAAACGUGGCAGUUAAUUUCUCUCUCCUCAAAAUCUUUUAAUAAAAAAAAAAUUAAAUAAGUUACUUGUCUUUCAUUUUGUAUUUUAAAAAAUUAAAAAAUAGAUUACUGUUUAAAAUAAAAAAAAUUAAAAAAUAUAAUUUAAGUAAAAACAUUAAUAAAAAACAAAUUUAAAAAUACUAACAACAGAUAAUAAAAAGAACACAAAGGAGACUCAAACGAACAUCAUUUUCUUUACUUAUAGGCCAAAAGAACAAAAGAGCGGACGAAAAGAACAACAAAAAAAAAAGGAAGUUUAAAUUUGAAAAUACUGUAGCAGUUAUUUUCUCUCUCUUCAAUUUAUCAUAUAUAAAGACAUCAUUGAAUGCGACAUUUAUUUUCACUUUCACACUCAACCUACAUGCAAAACCUUCACUCACCAACAAUCAAAAAAACAGUGCAAAACCUUUCAAAUUAUUGCAAAUCCGAACUUCUCCAAUUUGGAAUUCUACUAUUUUCACUCUAAAAACUUCCCCAAUUUGUUUUUUGGAAGUGAUAAUCUGGUUACAAAAACUUGAACCCUAACAAUUGAAAAUGGGGAAAUCGAAAAAAGGAGAAGAAGUUGAUGCGAAAUGUUCUAUUGAGGAUGAUGUUCCUUUGACAACGACUUUAUUGAACUUAAGAAACAAAAAGAAGAAAGAGAAAGAAAUUACACCAACAAUUGAUGCGGAUUUGUUGGAAGAUAUCAACAAAGAAGUUUCAGAAACGGAAGAAGAAGAAGAAGAGAGCGAACUUUCCAAACAAAGGAAAGCAUUGCAAGAACAACAGAAGAUGGUGCAAGCACUUCAGGAAAAGCUGCUACAACAGGAAAAGCAGCUGGAUCUGAUUGAACAAAAAAAGAAGGGUGGAGAAGGACAAAAAAAUUCCAGCAAAGAUCCUGAAAAGCAGGAAGAAACUGAAAAGAAAGAGCAUGAAGUAAAAGUGCAUGAAGAAGUGAAAGAACCUGAAAAAGAGGAGGCUGAGGUAAAAGUUCCAGAAGAGCUGGAUGAACCAGAAAGAAAAGAAAAGAAAACGAACUUAAAAAUUACUUUGAGAAAGAAAAAAGACGGAGAAGAAGCUGGUGAGGAACCUGAAAAAGCAAAGGGGAAGUCUAGGAAAUCAAUACCAAACAGGAAAAGGACAAGAAGUCAAUUGCUGAAAGAAGAAUUUCCCGAUCUUAUCAAAGAGGUAAAGCAGGAAUUGGAAGAGGCACAUAAGAAGAAGAGCUUGUUGCCUGCUGAGAAAAUUUCAACAAAAAAAGUUGCACCAAAUGCUAAGAAGGGGAAUGGAGUUACUUUGAAAAAGACUGCAGCACUUAAGAGGGGUAGCAAAGUUAAUCAGAUAGUUGUGAGGGAGGUUUAUGAAGACGAGGAAGAUGAAGAAGGAGGUGAAGAAGAAGGUGAAGAAGUAGAAGAGGAAAGUGAACCCUUAAUGAAGAAGGGGAAAAAAGUAGUUGAGAAGAGAGCAACAAGAAGUAAACAAAUUGUUGUUUCUGAUGAGGUCAUGGAGGAGGUGGAUGAUGAGAAACCAAAAUCUUUGGUUGUUGCCAAACCAAAACCUGAAGAAAGGAAACUAAAUCUAAGGCAAACUCCGCAAUUGAUGAUGCGAUUCUUGAGGGGAAUUGCAUCUAAUGAACCACAUGAUAUAAGAAAACAACAAGCCAUCGUGGAGUUAGGCUUUGGAUCUCUUCUGCAACUUGACAUCCCACAAAACGAAAAUCCAUUCCCGUACGAGUUGGUUAGGAAUUUCAACUCGUCCGACCGGUCCUUGCAUCUACCAAAGUCUUCCCUUGAUAUUACUGUAGAGGAUGUAUACCUGGUGUACGGUAUACCUAUUGGAGGAGCUCCGGUCGUGGAAUGGACGGAUGAACAAGAUCCUGAAGUGUUGAGGGUUUUUGCUGAAUUUUGGGCAUACUGGCAAGUGAAGUCUGGAUGCCCAAAAUUGAAAGAAAUGGUUGAAAAACUGAUCAAAGAUGAGACUCCAGUUGAUGAUAACUGGAAGAGAUCUUUCCUAGUGGUUGCAGUUAACACCUGCAUUAAAUCCACUACUAAUUUAUCGCCAAACUUCAGAUUCCUAGCAAGCACUGUUGACUUGGAGCAAGUGAGGAAUCUAAAUUGGUGCCAGUAUGCAUACACCAGCCUUCUUGGGGCAGCUAUGUACUGGAAUGUGGACCGUAGCAGAUGGUUUGCUGGUCCACUACCAUUUCUAAUGGUAUGUUAUUUCGAUCGGGUGCAGAUCAUGGAAGAGUACCCUCCAAGGAACUUCCCCCUAAUUUCUUGCUGGACAAGAGAUAUGAUAAGCAGCAGGGUACGCAAUGACAAUGCUACAGGCUUCGGACAUGGCUUGAUUCUGGACAGAAUUCAAGGUCCACCUGAGCUACAACUGUACAGGGAGGAUAUGGAGCUGCUCAAACAGCAAAAAGCACUCAGUGAACAACCACCACCACUUCUUCUUCAACACCCACAACAACAACAGCAGCAACAUGAUGAACAACCAUCGCAGCAACCACUGCAGCAACCACAACAGCAACAUCAACACCAAGAGCCUAACUGGUCCACAAAUGAUGUGUCCAGAGAACAUCAAGGUGCACCAGUGACUCAACUCGGGGAUGACAAAGAUUUGCCAGAGCAACAGGCAGACCCCAGUGAGAAAGCAAAAGUCCCUUCUACAAUUGAGGAAUUCCAUGCUGAAUUCACUAAAACCACUACUGAACUCAGUAGUGUCAUGAACAAGUUCAACGACUUAUUGUCGUUGUCCAGAAAGUUCUUUGACACUACUAUUGAUGUCAAAAAAAGUCUGCCAUUCAAUAUGGCAAAAAUGUGGUCAACAUGCUCUGGAACUGAAAUUCCAGUUACUUUUGAGAAGGGCAACUCUACAGAAGAGCGGCAAGAAGGAAGGAAUACUGAGGAGAUUGGUUCAAUCCUCAGUCAAGAUAAAGAAUUUUUCAGUUCAGACUACUUCACAAUACUAUUUGAGGAAGCAGUACGAAAGGCAACAGAAGGAAAUGAAAGAAAGGAAAUCAAGGAAUCUGAGGAUGUUACAUUUGAUUUGCCACCAUUUUUAACACCUCCGAUCAUGCCUUCCCAGCCUAAUGUAUUUGCUGAUUUGACAUUGAAGCUUGGAAUGGUUUCCGAUUCAAAUCCUCCUCCUCAGGCACACGACUUUGAAGAGGAAAUGAGAUUAGAAGCAAUCUUGGCAAACAAAACUUUGACUGAACGUGAUUUGGAGACAAUUUCAGGGGACAACAAAAAUGAAGCUGAAAAACAACAGCCACCUACAGAAAAAACUGAGUAUGCGUUCUUUUAAAACAGUUCACAUACACAUGUAUAAUAAAUAUGUGACUGUUUCUUUCAUUAUUCACAAUGUUCUUUUAUAAACAAUUAUUUGUUUUUUUAUUCGUUUGAUUUGUUCUUUUUAUUAAUUCUCUGUCUUUAUA
Messenger RNA from Spinacia oleracea (spinach), 4529 nucleotides. RefSeq lists its product as uncharacterized. The coding region runs from base 1649 to 4399 and encodes 916 amino acids. The transcript is spliced from 10 exons. The record is from RefSeq and is a predicted model, not a curated record. NCBI's taxonomy places the organism in Eukaryota, Viridiplantae, Streptophyta, Magnoliopsida, Caryophyllales, Amaranthaceae.